Messenger RNA from Anopheles coluzzii, 5594 nucleotides. RefSeq lists its product as uncharacterized. The record is from RefSeq and is a predicted model, not a curated record. The coding region runs from base 3063 to 5507 and encodes 814 amino acids. The transcript has 2 exons. NCBI's taxonomy places the organism in Eukaryota, Metazoa, Arthropoda, Insecta, Diptera, Culicidae.
UGAUCCCUAACGGUGAGUAUGUUAGUGUAUGUUAGUAUGUAUUUGUUUUUAAAUAUAAUUUGUGUUUGCGUUAGUCGUGUUAUGUGUUUAUUGUUUUCGUUUUAGUAAAGUUACCUGUUGCUGCCCAGAAGAAGAAGAAGAGGUGAAGUGGGUUGUUCAGUGGAUCUGAUCCUAAUAGAACAGCGCCAAACUCAACCACAGAAGAACACGCACAGAGAGAAGAACCGUACCUUUGAACGAUAUGUAGAAUAUCCUUACUAUAGCAAUCGAGUAACCCUUUUCUCGAGAGAGAGAGGACAUUCUAAUGCAGCGCAAACGCAAACUGCAAUUACUAUGCAAUGAUGCAAAAGCAUCAAAAGAGAGAGAGAGGGAGAGAGAGGGGCGAAGUAAAUGAAUGUUCCGAAGUGAAGAAGAACAGACAAAAAAAAGAAAACAAAAAACAAUCAAUCAUACAUACUAACGAAUCAUAAGCGAAAACAACAAAACAAAACAAAACCAACCCAUUAUCGUCGCAUUUUGGAAAUUAUUGUAUUGUACUGUAGUAGUGAGUUUAGUAGUGUUGCUCGGCUGCUGUAUAAAGGCAGCAACUUCCUUUUUUAGCAAGCCGCAUUAGCAUGUAGAGUGUCCUCAAUCGCUAACGGAAAUAGUAUAAUAGCAGUUAAAGUAAUGUAAAAAGAGAUGGUAUAGAAUUACUACCACCACCCCCCCCCCCCCCUCCCCCCGAAUUUUGCACUUACAUAGCCGAGAUAAAAUAGUAGUAUAAAAAAAACACGUUUGAGUUACUGCGAAGCGGAGGAUCGGACGAUUGUUUGGAUGGAUUUGAGUUUACCAGCCCGCCUGUACGUUAAGUAGGGAAGGAGGGACUACUGCACUUUUAGAUAGAUUUAUUGAUCGUGACCGUAGCUGGUGAGCCGGGGGACGCAUUCCGGGGUUAUCAGUUAAUCAGGCCCGAUCUCAGUUUAGUCGGAGAAAGAUCAUUAUCAUUACCGAUCGCGCCACGCAAUACAAGCGAUAGUGGGGCGCUGCAUUAGCAUUAGAGCUACAACUACUACUUGCUACAAUAGUUUGAACUUGUUUGUUUCGUGAACCGUUUGUUUGCACAGCCCACGGUGCGCGAUCUUCUUGACCAUUUUGUGUAACAAAUGAUCGAGAUAGGUUGCAACGGUUAAAAACGGUUUUCUUUCCCAGGCCUUAUUACCAACUAUUUCAUACUACCAGCAAGCACUAUUACCAUUGACCAUUCUACCUUCCUAGCAUACCUUUACUGCAUAUUAUUACCAUUACUAGAGCGUUUUUCGAAUUACUUGCAAUAUUGAUAAUAUUGACAUCCUGCGCCCGGGAUGGGAGGAGAAUGUUGUCUAAAGUUUUAACCCUAAACCACACAACAGUUAGAGGUGAUUAAUUUAUUCCAAUAGGUUGUUUCGUGCUUAGGAGAGUGUUCCUUAGAGUAGUUGUGUGUUUGUGUGGUGUGACAAGUUUUUCUUUCCCCAGAAUAGGAAUUGUUUGUGCGUUUCGUUAGCAGCAUUGACCGAACGUUUGGUUGAAAUUUGAUGGGGGGAUGAAGGCAUUGGCCACCGUUUGGUAAAACCACACAUCCAUGCCACGUGUUUCGGUCUGCGUAUUGUUAGGUUUUUGCAAAGCAAAUUUAAGAAAAUAGUAGCAAUGAGCGAUAGUGAGAGAGAGAGAGAGAGACAGAGGAAGUUAACAGAGUUAAGCAUUACUACAUAACCAUAAACAGAAGCAUUAUAGGGCCACUACCACCAACUACUGAUAGGAGCCAUCUCGAGUGGGUGGGGCGGUGGGGGCACCGAUCACCUUCUUGUUUCGUUAGGAGAACAGUCCCUUGUUAUACCCGAUCAUUCCUGUUUCACCCUUGUGCGAGGACGCAACUCUUUAGCAAAGCGUCCAUCGACCACUCAGUUAGCCCACGUGGAGAAGAGACGCGUACACCAACAACAACAACAACCAAAACAACAACAACACAGUUGCAGGAAGAACAGUUGUUUCGUUUCGUUCUUUACACCCAAUUUGUACAUUUAAUUAAGCAAAACUGACACCAGGCGACGACACGGACACGCAGCUGGCCCUGGACGCCUGGAACGGUUCGAACGGUGCACGAUCGUCGCUUUGUGUGUAACGGAAGCGACGGAUAAUUCCGGAGCUUCCAGGUGCACCUGAGGAUCCGAGGAUCCUGCACCGAACGAAGCCAGAUCGAAGGCGGCCUCUGUCACCGUGGUCGUCGCCUUUGCGUCACCAUUGGAACACAACACUCGCCAUACGUGUACAUACUUGUAAAGCAAACGGGGUCGUCGUCCCAAGAUCACCUUGCAGUAGGAGACAUUACAAGGAUGAUUUUUAGAAGAGAGAGAGAGAGAGCGAACCCCUUUUUGCACAAUUUAAAAAGCCUGCAUAAAGUGUGUGUGUGUUUGAGAGUGUGUGCGCGUUGAACUUUGACAAUGAUAAAAUACCUGAUUGAAACACUGAAAGGAACUGUAGCAUGUACCAUCGCUCGAUCGCUCGAUCGCUCCAUACACAACUCUCCCUUGGUAGUGUUGGAAAUGCAGUGUAGUAGAAGAGAGAAGCGCUUCAUCGUUUCAACAUCCCAAACUGGCAUAUUAGUCAGCGUUAGCGAGAAGGGAUACACUUGUAAAACGCUGUAGUAGGGAGAAUCUUCGACGAAGAAGUCAUUAGAAAUCUAAAUUAACACACUAGAGCGCGAGUCUGGCGAACAUGCUCCCUUUUUUGUAAAUAGUGAACCAUUAUAUAUGAAACGAAUGAGAAACAAAUAAUAAACAUUAUAUAAAAAAAUUCUACAAUAAUAAUCCUAUUGACAAAAUCUACCAAGAUUGUGUGUGUGUGUAUGUGCAUUUUUCGUGCUUGCUUUGCAGUUCUGCAUUUGCACCUUCAUCAUAUCGACAUCGUCGUCAGCCAUGCAUAACGCCAGCCCGUUGUUUGGGCGCUGGGGGUAGCUUAGCAACCCGGCUAACACCAAGCCUAGACGUACCAGCCGAACGCAGCAGGACCUGCAAUCCACUUCAGUACACUGAUGACUGCACAGGAGGAUGCGAGAACACGACGACGAGUGCUUCACGGAGGACGAAAGCGUAGCCGAGCUCGGCUCGCUCAGCGCAAUGAGGUCGGGCUUUAAGGCACUGUACGACGAGCUCGAUAGGCUUGGUGAACAAGCCACACUUACGGUGGAGUCGAUCGAGCAGGAACGGGCCUGCGAGAAGGAAGCGCUCGACAAGGAAGACAUCGCCGAUUUGAUAAGGUACGCGCGUACAUUUAUCCGUGAAACGAGAAAAACCUUCGCAACGGUCGAUGAGCACGGUGUGCAGUGUGGGCCGGAAAGGCGCUCUAACAAGAAGGUUGCAACGCCGAAAGCUUGGAAGCAACCGAUUGUGGUUGAAAGGACGGUAGAGCGGGAGGUACUUACGGUGUGUGAGAACCGGCGUCGAAGUGCUGUUACGGUGAUUCAACAAACCGUCCCGAGGGAUGAUGCCGGAGCCUUGUCCGAUGAUCCGGAAGUGGGCCGUGUUACGAUGUCAACAGCGGGCGAAAGAAGCAUUCAAACUGAACCGCUGAACAACACUGUUGCCGUGGAAACGCUGCCCGAGAUGCAGUCGGAAAAGUAUCCCGAUGCGGCGAAGGAUCAUGCAGAACAUCUUGAGAACGUUGUCACUGAGCAAGUGGAGCAAGCGGAACCACCUCCUCAAGAACCGGAUAGUGUUGAGCCGGCUCUGGUGCAGGUAAACGGAGGAGACGGAGAUUCCACAAUUCCAGAAAAAGAUAAAAAUCACAAUGAAGCAGUAGAGAAAUCAACGACUGAAGAAAAAGCACCAGAUACAGAUGAAAAUGCGGGAGAAUCGCUUGGAUUUACAAGCCACAUCCUGCCGAGCUUGUCUAUCAAGGGACGUUGGGAUGCAAAUCUGAAGGUACAGCAAACGGGGAGCAUCGCCAUCUUUGAUCCAAGGGAUACGUCUUGUGAAAAACUGCAAAAUGAUAACGUGAAGUACGUUGAGUUGAAUCAGGCACUUCCGGUGAAACACUUAAACACAGACAUUCGGAAUGGAGCAGCUGAGGAUAUUAAGCAGGAUUUAGAAACUGAAAUUGCGCCCAAGCUGUUUAAAUUGCGCGUAGAAGUUGCAGAUAAACCGGACGCACACUCAAACAGUGAGUCAGAGAAUACGGCAACGGAAGUUAUAAGCUCUGGAGAGGAAGCUGGCGGUGGGCUGCCUAUGAUACGUAUCCCUAGAUCUGUCUGUAAGCUGACAAAACACAACAACAAGCCGAACAAAUAUUUAGAUCCAUUCGUUAGCAGGAAGCACAAGGAAUUUUCUACCAAGAAGCGUCCCGAGGUGUCGCUUGACAUUUUUGAUGAAGAUUCUAGCUGCUCCAGUACGGAAGAUGAUCUUGAAGAGGACGAUAUACGAGUGCUUUUGAAUUGGAAAGAUGAUCGCUCCAGUGAAACAUCACACUCGGUAUCUCGGGAAGCGGUGCGUGAAAAGACACUCCCCACCAGCGUACAGUGUCAGCGAAGUUUGCUGGAAGUCUCGAGCAUUCCUGCACUUCGGAGUCCGGCGGAGUUAAGCCGGGCAGCGGUCGGCGGUACCUCCGAAUCCGAUCAUGAUCCGACCUUCAGCGGACAGUCUUCGAGCAGGUUUCUGGAUAACUUGCGCAUCUGGAAGUCGGCCGUGGACAUACAGUCAAGGAAUAUGAAAAUGAGCAACGAACUGGCAGAAGAUCUCGCAGCUCUCAAGGACAAUUUGCAGAAGAUUGCAGAAGAAAGCGCAAAGGUAGUGAAAAUUGCUCAGAAUGUUAAAAGCAGCGCCUCGAAGGUGGUGGAUGAGUCCUACCCGGCUCAGUGUGUUCCGAUGCGUCCAGCAUCAUCAGCAUCAUCCGCCCGGAGGUCCAAAUCGUGUGAAUGUUUCGGAUGUCAGCACACCUUCGAGGAGCGACCGGCAUCAUCACGUCCCGCCUUCUCGUCCCCGCCGUACGAUUACAAGAAAUUUCAGCGUACCGUAUUCGAAAGCAAUCCACGCUAUGCAAAAACGAUUCGUAAGAUCUGUGAAUUUGGUGGUCGUGAAAGAACACUGUCGGCGGCCCGUCCAGAGCGAGAUGAAAGCGUGAAAAAAGCAGCGCAGAAAUUUUUACAAUCACUGCAAGCAAACACAAUAACGGAAAAUAGUUGUUGCAGUUCGCGAUCGUCUCCCGUGCUGCUGCCGUCUCCCUCAAAAAGCGUAUCGAGCAGAUCCGACGGUUUGCUGGGUACGGUUGACUACGGCGGUCCGGUUAUUUCUGAAAAUGAGUAUGAUACAGAUUCGGAGGUGGCUUCGGUUUGUUCUUCUUCUACGUGUGACACGCCAUUUAGCGGCGAUACGAAAAGCAACGGAUCUUCUGCCGGCCAGAUUGGUACCAGCGAGGGAACGGAUUUGUCCUCGUUGACGUCCAAUUUUCAUGCUCAGUGUGAUCUGGGUGAAGUGUUGAGUCCUGGUGAAAUAAAGUAAAAUAUUUGUACGCUGUUUUUAUUCAUGGAAGCAUUUUUGGGACAACAAUUUUAAAGCAAAUAAAACGACUGAACAACGAUUUUUAAA